CAAUUAAAUUUUGCCACCGGUCGUCGGUGGCCUUUCAGUCAUCUGUCAACGCGCUUCGUGGGAGGAUCUCCUCCGGGCAAUAGGGGACACCUCGUAUUCUUGAGAUUUUUUCUUUGGACGACAACGACGACGACGUGCCUAGAAAGUUUAAAGGGAAAAGCGACUAAAUCGGACAAAAGGCGGUGUAAAUUUUGCGACAGAAAAUACAUAGUCAACUUGAUACAGCCUUUUUGCCCCGCGCGCGGUAGACACUCGUGGAAGAUCGGUUUCGUGAGAAAAAGGCGGUGAUAAAUUUGGCGAUAUUCGACAAAUUGAUGGUUGUUUUGUUCUUGCGACGAUAAUUUCGGUGACCAUCGGUCGGUCGGUUGGUUAGCUAGAUUGAAGUGCAUACGAUUGGGGGGAGAUCAAGCUUUGUGAAUAAAAGUGACAGAUUUAUGCCAGAUCAGACCACGGCUACGGUGGACGCACUGUGCUGUUGAGCUGAACGUUUGCUGACGUUAUCCUUUGCGGGAGGAUUUAUUCGAUCGGGUGGACUCUGACAACGGAGCAGGAUGUCACGAACUUCUAGUGACACCCAACUGGACAAGGUUCAAGGCAUCAAAGGAGCCUCCGUGUACAAUAUUCAUGGCCUGGCUGGUUCACAGGGAUCGCUCAGCAUCCCGCCCAUCCACAGAGACGUCCCAGGCUACCGGGGCAGCAAUGAAUUCAUUUUAUCCGACGACAAAAAGACCACCAUGGACCAGCUGCGCGAGAUUGGUCCCUGGUGCCGACGAAAGUACAAAAGUAUCUUCCGCAAGAAAAUCCUCUACAAGCGCGUGCCGGUGCUCAGCUGGCUACCGAAGUACAACGGGGAAGACGCCAUCGGUGAUUUGGUCGCUGGGUUCACGGUCGGCCUCACCGUCAUCCCACAGGCGUUGGCGUACAGCAGUAUUGCGGGACUGCCGGCGGCGUACGGCCUCUAUGGUUCCUUCCUCGGCUGUUUCAUCUACAUCCUCCUCGGGUCCUGCAAGGACGUCCCCAUGGGACCAACGGCCAUCGCCUCUCUACUGACAUUCCAGGUGACGAACGGUAUCUGGCAGCGGGCGGUGCUACUUUGCUUCCUGACGGGCUUGGUCGAGCUACUGAUGGGCCUGUUUGCGCUGGGAUUUCUCAUUGACUUCGUGUCCGGACCGGUGAGUUCCGGGUUCACAUCGGCAGCGGCGUUGAUUAUCCUGAGCUCGCAGGUUAAGGAUCUGCUGGGGAUUACGGCGAAAGGGAACACGUUUGUCGAGCAGUGGCAGGCGAUUUUGGUGGACAUCCAUAACACCAGGCUAGGCGAUGCGGUUAUGGGAUUCACCUGUAUUGUGGUGCUUCUGUUGAUGAGACUGUUGCCACGAGUGAAGUUUGGACCGCCAGAAGUGGAAGAUCAGAGCUUGCUGCAGAAGAUCAUGAACAAGACGAUGUGGCUGGUCGGAACGGCUAGGAAUGCUAUUAUCGUGGUCGUGUGUGGAUCGAUUGGAGCUGCGUUCUACAACAAUGGACAGAUGCCGUUCAAAAUGAUUGGUGAUGUGCCGAAGGGACUGCCGUCGGUGCAGCCUCCGCCGUUCUACGUUCCGGAGGUUAAGGAUGCGAAUGGAACCAUUACCCAGGAGUACGAAAGCUUCGGAGAUAUGUUGGGUAGCUUUGGAUCGAUGCUGAUUGUGAUACCGCUGAUUGCUCUGCUGGAGGAUGUCGCCAUCUGUAAAGCUUUCGCCAACGGAAAACCAGUAGACGCCACCCAGGAACUGAUCGCCAUCGGUGUGUCUAACAUCGCCAACUCGUUCGUCCAGGGCUACCCUGGAACGGGGGCCCUUUCCCGUGGAGCCGUCAACAACGCCAGCGGUGUGCGGACUCCCUUCGGAGGCCUGUACACGGGAAUCAUCGUCAUCCUGGCGCUGCUCUUCUUCACCCCGUAUUUCUUCUACAUCCCGAAGGCGGCCCUGGCGGCUAUUAUCAUCGCGGCCGUGAUCUUCAUGGUGGAGGUUCGGGUGGUCAAACCCAUGUGGAGGAGUAAGAAAACGGAUCUGAUCCCCGGAAUCGCCGCAUUCAUUGCUUGUUUGGCUCUGCCGAUUGAGUACGGUAUUCUGGUGGGUAUUGGGCUCAACGUGGUCUUCAUCCUGUACCACGCGGCCCGGCCGAAACUACACCUCGAUCAGUUGAUCACCCCGUGUGGUAUCAAGUACUUAAUGCUCACCCCGGAUCGAAGUCUGAUCUUCCCGUCGUCUGACUUUGUGCGCAACCUGAUCAACAAGCAUGGUCUCAAGAAUCAGACGCCGGUGGUAAUCGACUGCACGCACAUAUACGGGGCGGACUUCACAGCCGCCCAGGUCAUCGAUACGCUCAUCAAGGACUUCAAAAUGCGGAAUCAGAUGUUGCUGUUCUUGAACCUGAAGCCGUCGGUGUGCAACGUGUUCGAGGGAGCGGAGCUGGAGUACCGGGUGUUCUACGACAUCGAACAGCUCGAGAAGGCGAUUCAGGAAAUCCGGCGGAAGAGUUUCCAGGCUUAGGAAACACGGGUGUGACGCGGAAGCAAUUGUGUACAGCGGCAAAAGACAGAAACUCAGGAUCAUUCAAACCGCUUGCCUAGUGGAAAUAGUCAGGGAGUACCUUUUGGUGUGAUGAUGGUCGUUUGGCAUACUACCGUCAAUGGUGAUCCUGAAUUCCAAAUCGAUUGUUCCUAUGUCAAACGACGCAUCGUCCCAAAUGGAGUAUACUCCCGUUAGUCAUAUAGCGCUUAGAUACUGAUACGUAGUUAGCUCGUUAGAGUCGUUAACUUAACCAUAACGCAUUACGUUUCCCCGGAACAGAAAAAAGUGAUCUAGAUAUUAAGCCGACUGUGUAGCGAGCAGGAGCUGAGAGAUAGGAUUUUUCGAUGGUAAAUUUCCCGUUUGAUCUUUUCGAUAUGCGGAGCCGUAUUGGAAAGGGGGAUACCAGCGUGUACUUAUUGGACAGAUGACCAAAAUCCCGACGAUUAUUGGAACAAUAAAUCUUAUGAUUUGCUAAUGAAAAGAACAAAACAAAGAAAUCAGAUGCUACUUGUAUGUGUGAGCGAGCGGGAUGGAAUCAAGGAAUCCACCGCGCAUCGCACUUGUCACUUUUGGUAGGAUUAGUUGACUUUUUAGUUUAGUAAGUUGAUUCAUAUUGUUGAAAUACACGAGAUGUUCCUUUAUUUUAGAUACUGUUGAACCAUAAAGC
Messenger RNA from Aedes albopictus (Asian tiger mosquito), 3213 nucleotides. RefSeq names its product sodium-independent sulfate anion transporter. Gene Ontology annotation, molecular function: sulfate transmembrane transporter activity. The record is from RefSeq and is a predicted model, not a curated record. Gene Ontology annotation, biological process: transmembrane transport. The transcript is spliced from 5 exons. Bases 552 to 2525 code for a protein of 657 amino acids. Gene Ontology annotation, cellular component: plasma membrane. NCBI's taxonomy places the organism in Eukaryota, Metazoa, Arthropoda, Insecta, Diptera, Culicidae.